CGUCAAAAAAAUAAAAACAAACAUCAGAAAAUUUAGUUAAAAACUAUAUUUCCAUUGCUUUUAGAAAUCAUUGACUAAAAAUGUCUACAGAAGUGAAUUUAAAACAAGGUUUACGAAAACUGGAAUAUCCUAUCUGUGCGAAGGAAGCUUUGUAUAAAAUAUACGACCUAAUAUGCAGCCGAAUAACAAGUAUCAAAAAUAUGGAUUUAGCCCUGGAUCUUAUGGCAGAAUUUGUAUUUUACGAAGUCGACAGACGCGGUCACAAACGGGCCCAAUCGCUUUCACCACUUCAAGAACUUCAGUUAGUGAAAAUACUGUAUGAGUAUUUCGAUACUCUUACUAGUGAAUCUGGUAGAAAUACAGUAUUCCUAUCGUUAUUUAGUGGCACUACGAUCAAUUCAAGAUUGGGCGUUCUUACAAAAUUCAUAUCAAUGGGUAUAGGUAUUCCAUCUACCAAGAUUUUAUCAUCUGCUAGUGCCUGGAUGCAACAAUUGGGAAAUACGUCACCUAACAGCUGUAAAUUUGCAGAAGGCCUAAUUCAAGAUUAUUUCCAUUUUUACGUAUCAAGCACGGAGAAGAUAACUGCCUUGCCAGAAAUUUCAUUGGAGUUCACCGCUAAUUUUUUGACCGCGAUAGCUGAAAAUUACUACAAUACCUCAAAUAAAAAAACGACAACUUUACCACCGUCAAAAUUCAUAUUUCCCCCACAAAAAUUAUUAGAAACUGUCACAUUAUGGAUAUCCCAAAACACUAGUUUAUGCAUAGCUGCCCAGCAGAAACAAGCCGUCUUGCCUCCUGGAGCUAUAGCAAUGGAGGCCACAACACCAAUCGCAGGUUUACUGAAAUGGUGUAUUUUAGCUCCUAUUUAUAGACAAGACAGCAAAGAGUACACCGAUCUCCACUUAGCAUUAUUAAAUAGUAUUAUGGAAAUUCCGAAAUCGACGCCUCCGAAAGCCGUGUGUGCUCAACACCUAACGUCCUCUAUAAAUCCAAUUUUGACGUUCGUAAACGACUUGAAGAAUAAACAAGAGAAGAAAUUCAGCGAAAUUAUAAACGAAGACGCAUUGCAACUUUCCCUUGAUAGAUUUGCUCAAGCAAUUCAAGUUAUCGCCUCUGUUAAUGCUAUGUAUGGGCACACAGACGAUCUAUAUCAUCAAAUAAAAAUAUUACCAUUCAAUAAACUGAUGAAUAUUAUACAAAAUAAUUAUAAGAAUAAAGUUGUAGUUUUGUAAUAA
Messenger RNA from Phyllotreta striolata, 1235 nucleotides. NCBI's taxonomy places the organism in Eukaryota, Metazoa, Arthropoda, Insecta, Coleoptera, Chrysomelidae. The record is from the annotation of a GenBank genome assembly.